AUGGGAAAGAAACCGACAAACUGGCGGUUAUGGGGCAAGGUAGCCGUGGUCGCAAUCGUCGCCGUCGGUGGCCCGGCGUUCACAGCCUGGCUGUCCCCGUCCGAGGAAGAGAUUCGAGCCAAAUACAACCCAGAUCUCCGACGAAGAAGCAUCGAGGGCAAAGCGCAGCGAGAACAAGAGUUUGACGAGUUUGUGACAAGACUGAAGGAAUACAGCAAGUCGGACAAACCAAUCUGGAUUGUUGUGAAAGAAGAGGAGGAGAGGAUGAAGAAGAAGGCCAUUGCUGACGCGAAGACCCGGGAGAGAGAGGCAGAGGCCCGCAAAGCUGAGAUGAGAAGGGAAGCUCUACACCCUACACCAGCAGAGCAGCCUAAAUCGUCCUCCUGGUUCAGCUGGGGUGGGAAAUGA
This is a messenger RNA of Emericellopsis cladophorae, 408 nucleotides long. RefSeq names its product CBP4. The transcript has 3 exons. NCBI's taxonomy places the organism in Eukaryota, Fungi, Ascomycota, Sordariomycetes, Hypocreales, Bionectriaceae. The coding region runs from base 1 to 408 and encodes 135 amino acids. Gene Ontology annotation, biological process: mitochondrial respiratory chain complex III assembly. The record is from RefSeq and is a predicted model, not a curated record. Gene Ontology annotation, cellular component: mitochondrial membrane.